Messenger RNA from Exophiala xenobiotica, 1343 nucleotides. RefSeq lists its product as uncharacterized. NCBI's taxonomy places the organism in Eukaryota, Fungi, Ascomycota, Eurotiomycetes, Chaetothyriales, Herpotrichiellaceae. Gene Ontology annotation, cellular component: mediator complex; core mediator complex. Gene Ontology annotation, molecular function: transcription coactivator activity. The record is from RefSeq and is a predicted model, not a curated record. Bases 126 to 1124 code for a protein of 332 amino acids. Gene Ontology annotation, biological process: regulation of transcription by RNA polymerase II. The transcript is spliced from 3 exons.
GGCUUCUGUGGAAGGGCGACAUAUUCACGACACCUCUCGCUUUCUUGAGAGCUAGUGGGGCUUUGCGUGUUUGUCGGAGUGCGUCAAGAUGAGCACGCCUUGUCAAAAAGUGACCAACCUCCAGAAUGGCCGACUCCAAGGGUGAUUUGACUGAAAAGGCACACUUUGAUCCUAAUUGGAUUGCCUGGAAUGGAGGCUACUUGCACUCCAACAAUGUGCUGUUCUACUUCGCAACUUCACCAUUCUUUGACCAGGUCUCUGGCAAUCAGUCUCUGAUCACCCAGUGGGUCGGUACUCCCAACCAGAAUGAUAUUUUAGGUACACGGGCGAAGUUCGAGGCAAACCUUCGACAUCAACGUGGGAUACAGUACGUCGUCGAACAUGAUCCUCUUGAAGAGAAUGUUACGUUGGACGGACCGAAUGGUCCUGAAAAGUCCAAUGUCUGGGUUAUCCGAAAACAGAAUCGAGAAACCGAGUCAGAAAGCGGUGUCACGACCUUGGGAUACUAUUACAUUGUCAAUGAUGUGAUCUAUCAGGCCCCUCCUGUGGCUAGCGUCCUCAAUUAUCGGAUGUUGAACACGGUCUCUGCGCUGGAGAAGGUCUUUGCUGCUCCAGCCGAGAUGUCAUAUUUUUCUGUCUCCCAUGGCCACACAUAUCACAAGCCGGUUCAGAAAUCAACAAGCCAGGCACUAGCCGGUGCUGCCCAGCAAAGCAAAGAAAGUACACCGAUGCCAGGAACUCAAUCAUCUACAGCCGAAAAGAACAAUACGACGCAGUCUCCAGGGAACAACGAAAACGGAAGUCGAACGGUAUGGGAUGCCCUCCACAUGACCUUGCAGUAUGGGAAGGAAUAUGCAGACAACAUAUCUCUGGUGGGAGAGCCGGGAAAUUUCAGGUUUUCCAAGAACAAGGAGGCUGCUGCUAGCCAGGCAAAGGGCCAGCUCCAGCCUCUUGGGACAGCCACGCCGAAUCAGUCCCGAGCAGUGUCGAUGGUUCCAGCCGUGGCAAGUCCUGCUGCUGGGCCGGGAAAAGCACCCAAGAUGGGAGAAAAGAAUUUUUCAAUGCCUGAUGGAGCAACGAAAGUGAAGAGGCGCAAGAGUAAAGCAGGUGAUGCGAGUCCCUGAGAAUCGGGUUGGUUGGGAUAUAUGUUGGCAUCUUGCCUUUCUGGCAUGAAAGCUGGCUGGAACCAUCUGUUCUAGGGGUCUCUUUAUGGAGGUCUGAAUGAAUCGUCCUCAUGACGGAAUUGAUAAGCCGUCCGCGUAAAGUAUGCCAGAGGAGGACUUGACACAGAGCGACUAGGUAGUCACAGUUACCAUACCCACAAUACCUUCCUGAAUACUGUG